CCUGCCGGCCACCGUAGUGUUUUUAUCAGCCGGUUUACAUGAUCUGGGCAAAGUGCAUCAACUAAAGAAGAAGAAGAAGAAGAAGGCAAAGUGCAUCCUGCAUGUUGUGUAUUUUCACAAACGGCUGAUCUGCAUCCAUUCAAAUUAACUCUGGAAUAGACUCUAAUAAAAGGGAUGACGAAAGGAAAGACUAAGUGGAAGGUGUUUUUGGAGGUUGUAAGUGUUCUGCAAGCGGUAUCAACCUUUCUCUUCUUAGGAGUGGCCUGCACCCUCUUGAUGUUUUACCUCAUGUUCACCUCUCUGUGGCCGAUCCCCACGCUGUACUUCGUCUGGCAGGUGGUGGACUGGCACACCCCUGAGAGAGGGGGCAGGAAAACAACAUUUGUGCGGAACUGGAGGGUCUGGGAGCACCUCAGGGACUUUUUCCCAAUCAAAUUGGUGAAGACAGCCGAGCUGAAUCCAAACAAGAACUACGUUGUUGGUAUUCACCCGCACGGCAUCAUGGGUUUCGGGGCGUUCACCUGCUUCAGCACCGAGAGCUGCGGCUUCACGGAGCUGUUUCCUGGGCUGAGAUACAACCUGUUGGUGCUGGUCGGCCUUUUUAGGCUUCCUGUCUUCAGGGAAUAUGCCAUGUUUCUAGGUCUUCUUCCAGUCAGCAAAAAGAGCCUCACGCACCUCCUCACCAACAAAGGGAAGGGGAAUGCAGUGGUGAUCGUGAUCGGAGGCGCUGCGGAGUCGCUGGCCUCGGCUCCUGGAGUCAACAUCGUGGUGAUGAGGAAGAGGAAGGGCUUCGUCAGGGUGGCCCUGGAGUUUGGGGCUGAUCUGGUGCCAGCUUACGCAUUUGGGGAGAACGAGCUCUUUAAGCAGGUGGUUUUCUCAGAAGGCAGCCUUGGGCGGAGGUUACAGGACCUGUUUAAAAAGAUCAUGGGUUUCGCCCCGUGUGUAUUCGUUGGAGAGCACAUGGGUAUCCUGCCCUACAGGAUUCCCAUCACUACUGUUGUGGGAAGUCCAAUCUCAGUGCCGAAGCACAUCAAAGCCAGCGAGGAGGAGGUGGACCACUUUCAUAAGCUUUACAUGGAGGCCCUCUCCAAGUUAUUCCAUGAACACAAGGUCAGCUGUGGACUCUCUGCAAACCACGAGCUUCGGAUCAUCUAGAAAAUUAACUUUAAAUUGAAAUGUAAUUGCUGUUUUUAUUUGCUGCUUUUGUGUGAAACCGAUACUCUUAAACAACAUUGAUCCUGCAGGUGUUUUUGUUCAUCCUGUGAAUGUAUGACUGUAGCUUUUAAAGAUAUCAUGUGAAUAUGUGCCUUUGAUUAUUCAAAUGUGAAGUCCAUUAAGGACUGCAGAUUAAAAUGACCUCAAAUCUGGCAUAAUUCAUCUCUUCUCUUUUCUGAGAUUAAUGUAUUUGUAUUCAUGGUCCGUCCUUGUUGAAAUAAAUACAUAAUAUCUGA
Gymnodraco acuticeps is the source of this 1451-nucleotide messenger RNA. RefSeq names its product diacylglycerol O-acyltransferase 2-like. Lineage: Eukaryota; Metazoa; Chordata; Actinopteri; Perciformes; Bathydraconidae. Bases 175 to 1155 code for a protein of 326 amino acids. Gene Ontology annotation, cellular component: endoplasmic reticulum membrane. The record is from RefSeq and is a predicted model, not a curated record. Gene Ontology annotation, biological process: triglyceride biosynthetic process. The transcript has 8 exons. Gene Ontology annotation, molecular function: diacylglycerol O-acyltransferase activity.